AAAGAGAAUCUGAGAUAGAAUUAUCAUUAAAAAGAAAAAAAUGAUGCUGAAAACUGGAAAAAGCCAGGACAAGAAACGCAGCCACAAAAGAAAAGCCAUGCCUUUGUGGCGCAUGCAUGCACUCAUUUAACUCUGGUAUCACUUUUCACUGUUUUCUCAUCUGAGUCCCACCACCUCAAAAAUCCCAAUCCACUUCUCUAUAAUUUUCAUCCUCAAAUAACACUCGUUUGAUGGUUGCCCCCACUGUCUUCCUCCUCCUUGUUGCCGAAACUUAGUUUCCAUGCGUUUUCCUUUUCAAAGGCAUUAGUGGAACUUCCUGCUAUCCAAACUGACACACUCAAAGACAAAGACACAGAGAGAGAGAUGGUGAAAAAAACAGAGACAAAGACAUUGAUAUUAGAUAAAGAGUGAAAACAAUACAUCACCUACUACUAUUACCCCAAAAAAAAAAAAAAAUUACACCACCUACUUCUACCCUACUAUUCCUACCCCACCACCAUCACUUUCACCUUCUUCUUCAUCUUCUUCUUAUUUUGCCUUGUUUUACGCUUCCAUCAACCAUUCCGCGAUGUUUCUCUCUCUGUGUUUUUGAAUAUGUUGGCUACUGAGACUCCUUCCCGUAAUGGCGUACACCCUGAAGAGAGCCACCGUUGUCGCUCUUCUGUCACUGGAUCAUGCAGUGACUUGUCACAACCCCGGUACUCCGACGACCAGCCUUGUCGCUCGCCCUCCGGCUCCACUGCAAAAGGGUCUCAUUUUCCUGGCGACAUUAAGGGUGUGUCAGAACUUCAAAGGCUCUCGCUUGCUUCUUCAGAGGUGGAUUUGGAAAAUGGGGUUUCAGCGUUUAAGGUGGGUGUAGAAAAGCGUGAAAGAGACUGCAGAAUUUGUCACUUGGGUUUGGAGGUAGAGGAUGGUGGGAGAGACAGUGGGGUUCCAAUGGAAUUGGGUUGCUCAUGUAAAGGUGAUUUAGGGGCUGCUCAUAAGCAAUGUGCUGAGACUUGGUUCAAGAUCAAGGGUGAUACAACCUGUGAGAUAUGUGGUGUCACCGCACUCAACAUUACAGAUGAGCAGACAAACGUGGCAAAUGGCGGUGGUGCCACCACCAUUACCCCAUCAGCAGCACCAGCAGCACCUGUGAUUCUGGUGGAGACCGUCUGGCAUGGCCGCCGCAUAAUGAAUUUCCUGUUUGCUUGCAUGGUCUUUGCCUUUGUCAUUUCUUGGCUUUUUCACUUCAAAGUACUCUAACCAAUCCAUCAUUUUAUCAAAGCCAAAAAAAGAAAAAGAGAGCAUUUUAAUGUGAGGGUAAGUGGCAUUCCCAUGCUCUUGGUGCUUCUAUCGCCUUUUUGAAGGCAUGCCUACUUGCUUUGUACAUUAUUCCUGCUCAGAGUUAAAUCCCCAUGCCAUUAUGCUAGAAUUCAUAAUUUUAUUUUUUUUGGCUAAGUUGGUCUUUGAUUCCAUGAUAUAAGAAUGUGACAAGGUAUAUAAUGUAUUGUUCCAUAUCAGGAAAUAAUGCAAAUAUGGUUAGUCCAAUAGAUUUCACCGAAAAGGGAAAAAAAAAAAAAAAAGUAUUGGUCCAAUAGGCAUAGCAGAGUUCGUUACCUAUUUCCAAGUCUCUCUACGCAGAGUUUAUGUUGAGGAAUUCUAUGCAAUUUGUUAGCAUAUUCAUAAUAGUCAGUACGUUAUUUUAAGAGUUCAAUUAAAUAAUUUCUGUGCUAUUUGCACGGAAGUUUCUGAAAUUUCAAAGUUGGAGGAGUCCUAAUUAAGCACGAGCCAAAUCUUCCAAGCGACAAUGUAAAUAAGUAAGAUCAUUCAUAUAAAAAAACACUAGGAUAAAAAGAUACCCAUCUUUUAAAAUUCUGUAAAGAUUUAAAAGAAACAUGAAGUUCAAUUAAAGAGAAUAUAGGAAAGAAUAGAAGAACGACAUCCUGGAAAAGGUAUGUAUCUCCGAAAUUACAUUUUGUUCGUUUCCCACGAAUACACUAACAAAUCUCUAAGUGCCAACAAUUUCAAAUUUUCUAUAUUUCAUCAGCCAAAAUUGAUAACAGCAUACAAAAGGGGGCGCACAACAUUAUAAAAUGAAAUCCUCUAGCCAAAAAAAAAAAAAAUUGUAAAAUGAAAUCUUUGAUUUUUUUUUUUUU
Molecule: messenger RNA, 2138 nt
Organism: Ziziphus jujuba (common jujube)
Lineage: Eukaryota; Viridiplantae; Streptophyta; Magnoliopsida; Rosales; Rhamnaceae
Exons: 2
Coding region: 595-1245 (216 amino acids)
Molecular function (GO): zinc ion binding
Source: RefSeq, a predicted model, not a curated record